UAUCAAAAUGCUCUCAAAAAACUCAACAGUUAUUUUCAGAGUUCAAAUUCAUUUGCUGCAGAAUUUAAAAGUUGUAUGUGUGAUCAUGAGUAUGAGGAUGAUUUUUUUCAAGCAUGGGAAUCAAUGUUAGAUAAACAUGGUCUUCAAGAAAAUAGCUGGCUGAAAUUCAUUUUUGAAGUUAGAGAAAAAUGGGCGAUGGUAUAUGGUAGAAAUCAUUUUUGCGCAAAUAUGACGACCACACAAUUGAGUGAAAGCUUCAAUAGUCGCUUGAGACAUUAUCUAAAGUCAACCAAUAAUGUGCUGGAAUUUUUUAGUCAUUUUGAAAGGUUACUUGAAGACUUACGCCACAAUGAGUUGGAUUCCAAUUAUGACAUGAGCCAGCGUUUGCCAGUUUUGAGAGUGGAAGUGCUUUUGUUGAAGAACUCAAGGGAUGUUUACACACCCAAAAUCUUUAAUUUCUUUCAAGAAGAGUAUAAGAAGUCUUUGGACAUGGUUGUUAAUACAUGCUAUGAUAUUUCACCAUUGUUUGAGUACAAGGUUUGCAUGUAUGGGUGUACUCGAGAACAUAAGGUUAUCUUCAAUUCUACAGACCAAACAGUUGUUUGCAGCUGUAACAAAUUUGAGUUUGCUGGGUUUUUAUGUAGUCAUGCAUUAAAGGUGCUAGAUAUUCAAAAUAUAAAACUACUUCCUUCUCGAUACAUUUUGAAGCGGUGGACUAAGCAAGCGAGAGUUGGAUGUGUACUAGAUAGCUAUGGUUGCAUUGUGAAAGAAGAUCCUAAGUUGGAUAUAACAAAUCGGUACAAAGAUUUGUGCCGUAAUGCAGUUAACAUUGCAAGUAAGGCUGCUGAAACUGAAGAAGCAUCUGUGUUUUUAGCUAAGAAGAUGGUUGAAUUAAAUCUUGAUGUGGAAAGGAUUUUGAAAAAAAAAACAGAUUUACCUUCCAAUGAAAUUGGGAUGGAUCCUUCUCAUAAUGAACAUGUAGAUGUUGCAUCUGUCAUAUCAGCUUAUAAAGCAACUGGGAUUAAGAAAAAAAUAGGCACAUCUCGUGUUAAAGGUCGGCCUAAAAGUUUUAUUGAAAAAGGAUCAAGGAAAAGGAAACAUGCUUGUGGAGAAACUCCUGUGACAAGUUCUACUGUCAACAUCCCAGCUUCUUUAUCUGUUAACUAUACACAAGUAACACAGGCAUCAAGCAUUGCGUCUGAUUAUUCUGCAAGGGAUGGUAGUGCUGGUAUUCAUUAGAUUCCAUGGAUGUGUACUUAGUGUGGUGGUAGUAUCUACAGCUUACCAUUAACAAGACCAUUGUGUUCUGUAGCAUGGGCAAGGAG
Molecule: messenger RNA, 1325 nt
Organism: Quercus lobata
Lineage: Eukaryota; Viridiplantae; Streptophyta; Magnoliopsida; Fagales; Fagaceae
Product: protein FAR1-RELATED SEQUENCE 5-like
Exons: 3
Coding region: 76-1239 (387 amino acids)
Biological process (GO): regulation of DNA-templated transcription
Molecular function (GO): zinc ion binding
Source: RefSeq, a predicted model, not a curated record